Messenger RNA from Ophidiomyces ophidiicola, 372 nucleotides. It is a transcript of the gene YKE2, whose product is annotated as Prefoldin subunit 6. The record is from RefSeq and is a predicted model, not a curated record. Bases 1 to 372 code for a protein of 123 amino acids. Gene Ontology annotation, biological process: chaperone-mediated protein complex assembly; protein folding. Gene Ontology annotation, molecular function: protein-folding chaperone binding. NCBI's taxonomy places the organism in Eukaryota, Fungi, Ascomycota, Eurotiomycetes, Onygenales, Onygenaceae. Gene Ontology annotation, cellular component: cytoplasm; prefoldin complex. The transcript has 5 exons.
AUGGCUGAUGGCCAGAAACAACUACAGACUCUUAGCGAUGACUAUCAAAAACUACAAUUAGAACUACAAGAAGUCGUCGAUGCCCGUGAAAAGUUAGAAGCUCAGAAUCAGGAGAAUAAGAGUGUCCAGAAGGAAUUCGAUACCAUCGAUGAUGAUGCGAACAUCUACAAGCUCAUUGGGCCUAUCUUGCUUAAGCAAGAUAAGAACGAUGCUAUUUUGGCUGUAACGGGGCGGCUGGAUUUCAUCGACAAGGAAAUAAAGCGGAUCGAGAAGCAAAUUGCCGACAUUCAGGAGAAGAGCGAGAAGAAGAAAAUAGAGGUUGUCCAAUUUCAAAAUCAAUUACAACAACAAGCUAGCUCGACAUCUUCCUAG